CAGCGUGCGGCUUUAACAGACUGACAUGAUACAGUAGUGAGUCUGCAGUUCACAGGAAGUGGUUUUGAAGUUUCCGUGUUCGUUCAUUUGCAUCAGAAACAUUCAACUGUGCACAACUAUCACUCUCACGGUUUGGAUACAGAGAGAUCCAAGAUGUCUGCCACAGAAAACCAGGCAGACCCCCGGGAAACCCCACUGCACAAAGGGACCAUUGAAAAGUUUGCACAAAACAUGGCAAACGCAAUAAUCCAGUCUCUCCAAUUGGAAAUACAAAACUAUGAGGAUUUUAAGGAAAGGCAUGCAAAAACGCUAGCAAUGAACGUGAUUGAAACCGCGUUGAGGGAAGUCAGUCAAAAGAACUCAACUUCACACCAACAAGAAACAAGCAAAAGCGACCAGACAUCACAGCAAAUCUAUCCAACUUUACCCCAAUCUGGACUGCCAAAUCUGGGGUCCCUGGACUACCCCGAUGCCCCUCCACCCACCCCUCUGCUCCCCGAAAUGGUGAAAAAUCGACAGAGUUUUACCAGAAAACUUAAAGGAGGAUUGGCCAAAGAGUUCACGCCAUCUCCUCCGCCGCCGACGCCAAAAGACGAGCAGGAUCGCUCAGAGUUUGACCAAUCCAAAGUGGAGAUGAUGCAACAGCUGAUGGAUUCACUGACCACUGAAGACUCCUGUAAAACACAGCGCCAGGCAGAAAGAGGAGGUGAUGGCGUUUGCAGAGACAGUCUCUUUGGAUGUCAUGAAGCUGGCUCACGAAGAAGUUAAAGACAGACUGAGUUUGGAGGUGCUAGCGACGCAAAUGGCAAAAACUAUUAUUAAACUGUUCUCUGGAUGACGCGAAACAGGUCUAGUCUAUUGGAUAGGCCAGUCGCUUUGGAACUUUUUACAGCAAAGAAAGUAUUUGCACCUUCAGAUCUAAACCAGGUCUAUAACAGGGCUAUUCCAGGUUUAAUCUAGGAUUAAACCAGGUCUAAAAGUGGACUACACCAUUUCCACUGUAGUUCUAAACAAGAAAUUUGCCAAAAAGUGGAUAAAAUCUACUCUAAAGUUAGGAAAACCCACAGAUUGAAGAGCUGCCUAAGUAACACCUGAAGGAGCUCGCAUUCCACAGUUUGAGAAACACUGAAAUAGGCCAAUGUUUUUCACUGUGUAAGUUUUCUGGUGGGGAGUCUGUCACGUGUCUGAUGGAGAUGAUGCUUUGUCUAAAAUGUUCCACAAUAUGGCAUUUGCGCCCUCUGUCUCCAUGGAGGCAAUUAGUGAUAAACCCCAGGCCAGUUAACAGGUCAGAUCUGUGGAGAGGUGACCACACUCACUGUAAGAAUGUAUGUCUUUCAAGGCAUUUUUGAGCAGUUAAACCCCUGUAGCUGAUAUAAACGCAGCAGACUUGAGGCACUAUUUUUAGGACUUGAGACUUGACUUGAUAAAAUGGACUAAGACUUGGGACUUGACUUGAACUUGAAGGUCAGUAAAUUGGGACUUGACUUGAGAAGACUUGAUGCUUUUACUAAAAAUAUAUGUUUUUAUAAAAUACUUUUCUCUCUACAGUUGAUACAUGUGGUGUUGAAUUUUACAGGAACAAACUGGAACAUGCCCCUCCCACUUCUGUUUUGUACUGAAGUACUACGAUACUCAAAUAUACUACAGUAAUAUACAGUACAAUGCAGUACGAUACAAUAAUAUACAGUAAAACAGAGGGAACUACGUGGAGCGUGAUCCUUCCAUUUCAGUGCAGACUACACGCUUCAUACAUAACUGUUAUUAAGCACCUUUAAAUCUGAAUUCUUUCAUUUCCGAUCGUAGUGAUUCACACUAAAAUCUUGUCAAGGCAUUUAAAAAGGAAAAAUUUACAUUUCUGCUAUUAUUAUAUAAAUUCUCAUAUAUUAAUAUACCAUGACUUUUUAAGUACAAUUUAUCUUAAAAUUCACAUAAACUGCAAAAAUCUAACCUACAAUUUGUACUUUGGUUUAGAUAUGAAAUGACUUGAAUCUCAAAGCAGACGACCUGGACUUGACUUGGACUUAUGAGUCAGUGACUCGAGACUCAGCUUGGACUUGCCUGUAUUUGACUUGGGACUUGACUUGGACUUGAGGUCAAACAACUGAGACUUACUUGAGACUUGCAAAACAAUGACUUGGUCCCACCUCUGAAACGCAAUAAUGAAUCAGAUUUUAAUGUCAUACUGUGGAACUUUCCAGGCAACGCAAUCACAUCUCCAUGGAGACAACCAGGGAGUGCACCCUUAUUAACUGUGAUGUAUAUUUUUUAUUUUCUCUGGUCAUUUUGAAAAACUGACAGUUUGACACUGUACACAGAAUUGCACAAAAUGUUAUAAAAAGCUUUAGUAAAA
Messenger RNA from Boleophthalmus pectinirostris (great blue-spotted mudskipper), 2350 nucleotides. RefSeq lists its product as uncharacterized. Lineage: Eukaryota; Metazoa; Chordata; Actinopteri; Gobiiformes; Gobiidae. Bases 154 to 768 code for a protein of 204 amino acids. Gene Ontology annotation, molecular function: protein kinase A binding. Gene Ontology annotation, biological process: intracellular protein localization. The transcript has 2 exons. Gene Ontology annotation, cellular component: cytoplasm. The record is from RefSeq and is a predicted model, not a curated record.